AUGUACGAACGCACAGAGCACAGUUACGGCGUGAACGAGGUACUUCUAGCGUCAGCUUUAGCUGCUAUUGUAUUCUCCGUCUUCAGUGUCCAACCACUUACUUUUGUUGGCGUCACUGGCUUGACCGACUUGAUGAAUUACACCAUCUACCGCAUUUUUCACGGCCACUAUGGAUUUGACCAGACCAACUACCUUCGCAUACAAGCGUGGGUGCUAAUAUGGGCCGCUGGUUUCCACUUUCUCGUGGCCAUCUUUAAUUUGUGUGACUUUACGCGGUUCAUUACCGAAAUGACCUCUGAUACAUUUGGUCUGUAUGUGGGUGUUAUAUACGUGGAAAAGGGCAUUGAGCAGCUCAUCCAAGAAUUUUCCUUGCCAAACCACGCUAAUGAUACAGGUUGGCUCUCUGUGAGUAUCGCCAUACUUUUCUGCAUCACGGUAUACUACCUGACACAGCUGGGAGCCUCCACGUACCUGCCUUUCCAGUUUCGCCGCACUAUCGGCUCACUUGCGUUUGUGGCAGGAUGUGUGUUCUGGUCGGGCUUUUCUCACUUUCCAAAGCAUUCUAUCAAAGAAGUACCAAUCUCCUAUUUGCCCAUCACAAGGAGCUUUUUCCCUACGUGGGACAGAGGUUGGGUAGUUGACUUUUGGAACAUCGAGGUGCGCUGGGUGUUUGUGGCUGCCCCUCUGGGCCUAAUGAUUAUGCUUCUCUUUUACUUUGAUCACAAUGUGUCCAGUGUCAUGGCACAGGCGCGCAAAUUUCCUAUUACCAAGCCGGCAGGCUUUCACUGGGAUUUUUUUCUUCUGGGUAUCACGACAUUUGUUUCGGGAAUUCUUGGCCUGCCAGUCCCUAACGGCCUUGUUCCUCAAGCUCCUGACCAUACAGACUCGCUCUCCGUCUAUAAGCAGGUGCCUGUCGCAGAAGAGAGCGACAAGGAUGGUGCGGGCACCCCGGCCGUGGAGCCCCUGCAUCAUACGAGUGUGGCCAGCUCCUUCUUGCAUAUUUCUCAUUUCCCGCGCGUACAUACCGUUCGCGUUGUCGAGCAGCGCCUGAGUCACUUGGUUAUUGGACUACUUACUCUGGGCUCCAUGUCACGUCCCAUACUUGUGGCUCUCAGCAUGAUACCUCGCGCCGUAUUGGCCGGUGUCUUCUUGCUCGUGGGCUUUGCUUCUAUCGAGUCCAACCCGAUCGUGACACGUACUCUAUCUCUCUUGCAAGAUCGUUCGGCGCUUACACCCUCGACACGCUCGCCGCUCAAGCGCACAACACUAGCACGGUUCGUCAGCUUCCAAUGGCUCUUUUUCGGAAUGACCAUUGCGAUCUCGCAGACCAUCGCAGCUAUCGGUUUUCCUAUCAUUAUUACAUGCAUGAUCCCAUGUCGCGCAUUUCUGGUGCCGAAGAUGUUUGCGGCCGAGGAGCUCGCAGCUCUGGAUGCGCCGACCGCCGAUGCGCCAGCGGUGAUGGUUUCCUUAGGGCCCAAAGACGAGGAUGAUUUGCAGCAACCUGUACAUUACACAGUCUCAUGA
Molecule: messenger RNA, 1524 nt
Organism: Malassezia sympodialis ATCC 42132
Lineage: Eukaryota; Fungi; Basidiomycota; Malasseziomycetes; Malasseziales; Malasseziaceae
Gene: BOR1
Product: Bor1p
Biological process (GO): transmembrane transport; monoatomic ion homeostasis; borate transport
Cellular component (GO): plasma membrane
Molecular function (GO): solute:inorganic anion antiporter activity
Source: RefSeq, a predicted model, not a curated record